CAGGCGAAGGGGGCGGGCCAGUCCCUAUUUAAGCGCGUGGAGGCCGCUUCCCCCGUUGCCACGCAACGCGCCGGGGUGGCCGUUACCGGCCGCCUGCGCCCCUUGGGGCGGCCGUUGCCCCCUCGCUCUCCUCCGAGCGCGCCGGGCAGCGAGGAGCUCCGCUCGGCGCCCAGCCCUCCCCUGUGCGAGGGGCGAGGACCCGGGGUGCUGCCGAGGGAGCAGGACGCGUUGCGGGGAGCUGCGGAUGAUUCGGUGCCUGGUGCCGGGACGGGCGGCUUCCCCCCAGCUGCCAGCGCAGUCAGUCGUCGCUGGCAGAAAAAGAAAUGCUCUGGACUGACGGGAGCGAAUGGCGGCUGUGCAGUCCGUUCCCUUCUGUGUGACCGACAACAGAGCAAAGGGGCUGCGGUAAACGCUGCUCGCGGGUAGCCGCCCUUGGUGCUGUCCCACGUGCAGCGCGUGGGCAAACGCUGAGGAAAAUGGCUCCAGGCUGCUCCUUUGCAGGCUGUAUGUGCUGCAUUUCUCUGUAAUACGUGCUACUGCAGCGCUCCCCAGCUGUGAUGGCUUCUGUCCCUCUAGGGUAGUAUUUCCCAGGGAGAGUGACAUCCACCUGCAUCUUCUUGCUUGUGGUUAGUGCUUUGCCCCUGGCUUGGCUGGAGGAGUAGCAGGUGUAUCUAAAGCUUGCCGAUGGGGCCAGAUUGGGGGUUAGCAAGAGCUUUAGGGGGGGGAAAGAGGCAAACUUAAAUGGUCUUGAUGAAAUGAAGCGAUGUUCUCAGAGGAAUAUGAAAUUCAAGGAAGACUAGUGCAGCUGGGAAGGUGGAGUCAGACCCAAAUUACAGGUAAAGGAAUCAUGGGAAAGUGGCAAGUUGUGCAGAAUAUUGGGGGGUUGUAAUGGCUCAGAAGUGGAAGGUGGGUUAAUGCGGCAAUGCCAGAAAAGCCAACGCCUCUCUAGAGGCUGUGGAUGAGGAGGGUAGCGAAGGCGGACGUAGUUAAUUCCCUCUGUCCAGCUUCGGGUGCUGCCCUGCCUGACCUGGAGACUGGAGGAAGUCCAGGAAAUAAGCAGAAUGCCACGAGACCUAGAAAACAUGACUUAUGAGGGAAGUUUGAAGAAAGUGGUGCUUUUAGCAGAAAAGAGGAGAUAAGGGUGGCCAUAAUAUGCAAAGGCAGAAGAGUUAAGUUGAUAAGAGUGAUUGAGAGGGGUAUUAAAUGCUAGAGCAGUUUCCCUGUAGAAGCUGGAUGGUUUUUUAGAGCUGAGUAAGGCAAACCUGAGCUGGGGACGGCAAGGGCAGGCUUGAUGCUCCCUCAGCAGGACGUGCGUCAUCCCCAGGGCCUGCCCGUGUACCUGUCUGCUGCAGAACCAGGGGAAGGAGCCAGCUCCAAGAUGCGUCCUGGUGAUUUGAGCACAGAUAUAGCACUCCUUCCUCCCUCCCUCCGGUGGUGCUCCUCAAAGCCUCGCUUCUCCCUCCCUCCAGUUGGGAGUACAUGCUAGUAAAUCGCUGCUCCUACCAAAAAGGAGGACCAGGACCCCAUUUCCCAAAUGGCAACUGGAACGCAGACCUUUCAGAGCUACUUCUUCCGUGAUGUCUGUUCAGAUGGUGGACUUCCACGGAUGGGAAACAAGCUGCCUUUGCACCCGAACGACCAAGGAACCUGCUGCCGGUGCUCAGGGUUUCCAGCUGCCGAGCGCGUGGACGAGCCCCGUGGCAGGGACCGUGGGAGCGGAGCCGAAAUCACCCCCGUGGUACGGCAGAGAAACGCAGGAACAAGUGAAGGCAUCGUCGGUCGGAGACCCCGGCACCGACAAGGCUGUGAACUGUCUGCAGAGAAUGGGCCUGCAGAAUUUUUCUGAUUACUCCGAAUACAUGCAUAGCUACAAUGACGAUACAGAUUAUACCUAUGACGAGCUAGACAGCUUGAAGACAAACCCGUCCCACGAUGGAAAAGACAUUGCUAGGAUCCUCUCCGUCGUCAUUUACAGCGUGUCCUGCGUGUUGGGUCUACUAGGGAAUGGCCUCGUCAUUGCAAUCAUAACUCUGAAGAUGAAGAAGUCCGUCAAUGCCAUCUGGUUUCUCAACCUGGCUGUCGCUGACUUCCUCUUCAACAUCUUCCUGCCCAUAAACAUUGCUUACACUGCCAUGAGGUACCACUGGAUCUUUGGGAAGAUGAUGUGCAAGUUAAACUCCUUCCUUCUCAUCCUCAACAUGUACACCAGCGUCCUCCUGCUCACCACCAUCAGCUUCGAUCGCUACGUGUCGGUGGUUUUUCCUGUCUGGUCUCAAAACCAUCGAUCAACCAACCUCGCGUAUUUGGUUUGCUUGAUCAUCUGGACCAUCGGCAUCGUCAUGAGCUGCCCUUCCCUCAUCUUCCGAGACACGGCGCAAGCCUCCAGCUCCGUGAUUUGUUUCAGCAACUUCUCCCUGUCCAGCAACAAGUCUUACCUACCCCUGGCGCUAGCAAGACACAGAACAGUGACCAUCACUAGGUUCCUCGCCGGGUACAUCCUCCCCAUAACUAUCAUCACCUUCUGCUACAUCGCCAUUGUCUUCAACCUGCGACGAAACCGCCUCGCCAAGUCCAAAAAGCCCUUCAAGAUCAUCAUCACCAUUAUAGUCACCUUCUUCCUUUGCUGGAGCCCCUACCACCUGCUGAACCUCCUGGAAACAGAGCCCCACACGGUCCCGUUCUCCGUGUUCGAGAUCGGCAUUCCUAUAACCACGGCACUUGCUGCCUCCAACAGCUGCAUGAACCCCGUCCUCUAUGUCUUCAUGGGCCAGGACUUCAAGAAGUUUAAGGUCGCCAUCCUUUCCAGGCUAGUGAACGCCCUCAGCGAGGAGACGGGCCACUCCAGCAUCGUUCACAGGAGCUUCUCCAAAAUGUCUUCCAUGACCGAGAAGGAGACAACGGUACUGUAAACUCAACCUGGAGGCCCGCAGCGGAGCCAGGGUCCUCCGGCGUUGCCCAUGCCCGCUGCUGAAACGGUGGCCACCGGGGCUGGGGCCGCUGGGGCGGGGAGCGCACGGUCCGGUGCCGUCCUGCAGCAUGUUCUUGGACUGGCUUUGCUGCCUGGGGGCUGGCAGAAGUUGGAGCCCGCUGCUUCGUGCACACGGCGAAAACAGAACUGCCCUUAGCUUUCCUUGGCGAUUGCAGAGAGGGUUGCACCAAGCUGUCCCAGCGCUCUCCAACUAUUUCAGGAAACAUUUCCGGACGUUCCCAUAUAACCUGUGCCUCGUCUGGCCUGUAUCCUGCGAUACGGGCAUGCCUGCAGCUUCCAGAGACGUUGGCCGCCGCAGAGGACACGCGAGCAGCACGCCGAACUGCGUUGCCCCGUGGUUUCAGUGCCCGGGGGCUGAGCCGUGCCGAGGUCUGCGAGGACCCCACGUCCCAGAGAGGCUCGUGGCAAAGGGAGAACCAGCAAAAGGGGGAAAAAACCGGGUGAAUCCCACUGGGACGGCGGGAGCGGGAAGGGGAUGCGCCCGAGGCGGCCCCUCUGCGCCAGCUCCCGCGGGGCUCUGCCUGCUACGGCAAAACCGCUCGCGCGCUUCCUAUCGCCUGUGCACGCCUGUAGCCACUUAACCGGUAUUUUCAACUCCUAAAAUAUAUUGGUACUAGCCCAAAA
Messenger RNA from Dromaius novaehollandiae (emu), 3613 nucleotides. It is a transcript of the gene CMKLR1, whose product is annotated as chemerin chemokine-like receptor 1. The transcript is spliced from 3 exons. Gene Ontology annotation, biological process: positive regulation of cytosolic calcium ion concentration; phospholipase C-activating G protein-coupled receptor signaling pathway; complement receptor mediated signaling pathway. The coding region runs from base 1578 to 2909 and encodes 443 amino acids. Gene Ontology annotation, cellular component: plasma membrane. The record is from RefSeq and is a predicted model, not a curated record. Gene Ontology annotation, molecular function: G protein-coupled receptor activity; complement receptor activity. Lineage: Eukaryota; Metazoa; Chordata; Aves; Casuariiformes; Dromaiidae.